This is a messenger RNA of Cladophialophora psammophila CBS 110553, 2052 nucleotides long. Its product is annotated as dipeptidyl aminopeptidase. Gene Ontology annotation, molecular function: serine-type endopeptidase activity. NCBI's taxonomy places the organism in Eukaryota, Fungi, Ascomycota, Eurotiomycetes, Chaetothyriales, Herpotrichiellaceae. The coding region runs from base 1 to 2052 and encodes 683 amino acids. Gene Ontology annotation, biological process: proteolysis. The record is from RefSeq and is a predicted model, not a curated record. The transcript has 5 exons.
AUGCUCGCUGCGCCGCGGCGCGGUGAAUUGGUUCCAAAUCCCUCUGGUAAAGUAGGUGUAUUUAGUGCAACCAGCUACUCAUGGGAGACCCACGAGGCAGAGACGGUAUGGCAGCUAAUGAAUCUGACAACUGGAGAAACCUCCCUGUUCUACAAAGGUUCCGACAUCUCGGAGAUUGUCUGGGUUGGACAGACCGAUACAAGCAUUCUCUACAUUAACGGUACCAACGAAGAAGAUAACGGUGGCAUCAGCCUGUAUGCUGGUGACGUAAAUGCCAUUGAUGAAGCGUAUCUGGUCGCAUCACUCCCAGCUCCAUAUUCUGGACUGAAGGCAGUUGCAACCUCCUCCGGGAAUGUAAACUUCCUCUUGAAUUGUCUAGCAUGGCCAAAUGGGACAGCUUAUAACGAGGCGUUGAUUGGGGAACCGCUGAGCACAGCCAGAAUCUACACCAGCAUCUAUGUCCGCCAUUGGGACGCUUGGCUUUCUGAAAGGAGAUACGCCGUCUUCGCCGGUACUCUGACCGGAGGCGACAGGUACGCUCUGCGUGGAGGCUUGAAGAACCUCGUGACAGGCCUUUCCAACGUUACUCGUGCCGAGAGUCCAGUUCAGCCAUUCGGUGAUUCUGGCGAUUACGAUAUCACCCCCGACGGAUCCAUGGUUGCUUUCUUGACCAAAAACAUCGAUCUGCCCUUGUCAAAUUACACAUCAUCUCAGAUUUAUCUCGUUCCUCACAAUGGCACUUCUCCAGCUGUACCGAUAAAUGCCUUUUCUGGGGCAACAACCCCCCCAAAUAGUAAAGGCGCUUCGGCAAAGCCGCUGUUUUCUCCAGAUGGUAGGAAGAUUGCAUUCUUCCAGAUGGAUGGCAUCUCGUACGAGUCUGACAGGAACAAAAUAUAUGUCGCAAAUGUCAAUACUAGGAACUUCAACAUCACCAACCUAGCAGCGAACUGGGAUAGCACUCCUGACCAACUCAGAUGGUCUGCUGACGGAGCCUCUCUCUUCGUCGCCGCACCUGACCUGGGUCACGGGCGUUUAUUCCAAGUGCCACUUACUACUGGAGCGGGUUUCAAGCCCACCAACAUCACAAACGCCGGCGUCGUGGCAUCAUUCUAUGUGUUGCCCAACGGUAAUCUGCUGAUAUCGGAUUCCAAGAUUUGGUCUUCCCGUGACUUCUACAUUAUUGGCCCUAAGGGAAGGCUUGUUGCCAAUCUCCUCCGGGCGAACCAGGUUGACCCUGAGCUCGCAGGCCUAGGUCCGGAAGAUGUGUCCGAAUUCUACACCAUGGGCAGCUUCACCCGAGUGCAGAGCUGGAUAAUCUAUCCCGAGGGAUUCGAUCGUACCAAGAAAUACCCGUUGGCGUUCAUCGUCCACGGUGGCCCCCAAGGUGGACACUAUAACUCUUGGAGCACCCGAUGGAAUUUCAAGGUGUGGGCGGAUCAAGGCUAUGUUGUUGUGGCACCGAAUCCAACCGGAAGCACUGGCUGGGGUAUGGCUUUCCAGGAUGCCAUCCAAGGCAACUGGGGGAGUUACCCGUAUGAGGAUCUGGUUGCCGUGUGGGACCAUGUUAAUAGCACAUUCGACUAUAUCGACACCAAGAACGGGAUCGAAGCCGGGGCCUCGUAUGGCGGCUACAUGACAAAUUGGAUCCAAGGUCAUGAUCUGGGCAGAAGAUUCAAGGCACUUGUCACACAUGAUGGCAUGGUAAACUCGGCUGCUUCCUACUCAACUGAGGAACUUUGGUUUAUGCAACACGAUAUGAACGGCACUCUUUGGACCAACCGACACGAAUAUGAUGAGUGGAAUCCAAUCAACUACGUCGACAAAUGGGCUACGCCACACUUCGUGGUGCACAAUGAGCUGGAUUAUAGAUUGCCCAUCGCGGAAGGAAUCACACUCUUCAACUUGUUGCAAGAGAGAGGUGUCCCGAGCAAGUUUUUGAGCUUCCCGGAUGAAAACCAUUGGGUCCUCAACAGGGAGAACAGUCUUGUUUGGCACAAGGAGAUUUUUGCAUGGAUCAACCACUAUUCAGGCAUUAGCAAAUCCGCCGAGUGA